GGGUUUUUUCGCCUGGCUGGGUUGUGGUUAUUUGUUUUUUUGUUUCGGAGCAGAGUUAGCGACGUGAUCAGCUAGUACUGAUCAAAUACUAGUGUUGGUCAAAAUUUCAUCGUCGAAGGUGUAAUAAUGUCGGGUGGGACUCGACUAGAGAACGCCAAUCCUCUGAUAUUUCAGCGGUCAGGGGAAAGACUGCUCACCUCCACUGAUGAAGAUGAAGAUGUGGCGGACCCUAUCGAUGUCAGAGAGAUCUUCGAUCUGAUUAGGUCGAUCAAUGACCCCGAGCACCCGCUGUCCCUCGAGGAGCUCAAUGUGGUGGAACAAGUGCGUGUCAAUGUGAAUGAUGAGGAGAGCACAGUGUCUGUUGAGUUCACACCGACCAUCCCACACUGCAGUAUGGCCACACUCAUUGGCCUGUCAAUCAAAGUCAAGCUGCUACGCUCCCUGCCUGACAGAUUUAAGAUUGAUGUUCACAUCACGCCUGGCACACAUGCUUCUGAGGAUGCAGUCAACAAGCAGCUGGCAGACAAAGAGCGAGUGGCAGCGGCUCUGGAGAACUCUCAGCUGCUGGAGGUGGUCAACCAGUGUCUGUCCAGCAGAGGAGUGUGAUCAGCUCAUUCCUGCUUUAACAGGUCAUGACUGAACUCUUACAGGCUAGCCAGAGCUGCGUGAUAAUAACAGUGCCAUUAUUAGUGCGGUUGGUUUGCUUCUUUUAGAAUGAUUAUUGAUGCAUUCAACAAACAAUAUCAGAUCAGAACAACUCAUAUUUAGAAGAUGUGGGAGAGAGUGGGGGAUCCAUCCAUUCAUACUCCGUUUUAAAAAAGGAAAGAAAUGAUCAUAAUAUGGAAACAGAAUCAGUUGUUUUCUGUUUAAGAGUAUGUGGAUACAAAAAAAGGUGAUGCAAUUUUGUGAUAUGUCUGUGAAUAUGUACAAAAGGACUAUUAAUAGUCUGAUUUGGAAAAACAGAUUUUAGAAAGUUUUCAAAGACAUGUAUGUUAAUGAAAGUGGAGAAUGUGUAAAACUGAAAUCAUUUGCACUGCUUUGUUUAUUAUCAGCCUUACAGUCUUGCCAAUAGAAAUAUUAUUUAGAAUAUGUUUGUUUGUUUUGAGCAAAACGUUAACAGAGGAAUGCAAUGAAGCCUUUUAACUUUAAUACCUUUUUUAUUGGCCAUACGUUUGGAUGAUAUAUGAUUUAUAAAAAUAUAUAUAAUUAGGAUUAAUAAAACCUUAUGUGUUUGAUGUGGUAAACUAAUUCAUUUCUACAAAUAAUUUCUUAGUCAAAUAUAUGGAUUUACUGGUACAUCAACACUUGGUUAUGCAUCAUUAACAUUAUACAUCAUUAACAUUAUACACUUAAAGCUUCACAAGACAAUGCAACUUUUGCAGGAUGAGCUAUUAUUAAGCUUUGUCACAGGCCAUUUGAUUUAAGCUCUAUAUUACUGCAUUUUUUACUGUCUGCUGUUAUAAAAUAAAUGCUUCGGUUUUCUAAAUGCUGUAAA
This is a messenger RNA of Danio aesculapii, 1495 nucleotides long. RefSeq names its product cytosolic iron-sulfur assembly component 2B (gene ciao2b). The transcript has 5 exons. Gene Ontology annotation, cellular component: cytosolic [4Fe-4S] assembly targeting complex. NCBI's taxonomy places the organism in Eukaryota, Metazoa, Chordata, Actinopteri, Cypriniformes, Danionidae. The record is from RefSeq and is a predicted model, not a curated record. Gene Ontology annotation, biological process: iron-sulfur cluster assembly. The coding region runs from base 127 to 606 and encodes 159 amino acids.